GAGAUAGUAGAGGCAGAAGAGUCGAUCGAGGUGCGACUAGAGAAGGAAGAAGGGAUAUUCAGCAGUGAAAUAACGAUAUUUGAAUCGGUAGCACAGACUGCAGUUGCCGUCGUUGUGGAGAAGGGAGAGGGAAAAAGAGAGGAUAAGGAAGUUGUGCGAGUGGAGAAUAUUGCUGAGGAAGAAAUUUUCUUGGAUGCGGUUGCUGGAAAAGAGGAGGGAAUUUGUAGCUGUGAUUUGACAGUGGCGGAGGUUGUGUUGGAGAAGGAAUCAAUCACGAGAAGACGGGAAUCUGCGAAGAAUAUAUUUGCAGAGAUCGAUUUUCGCAACCCAGCCGAAUCCUUUGUUACUAAAGUUGCUGCCGCGAAGAGCUCUCAUGAGGAGACGAAGUUCACGGUCGGGAGACGACCAUAUAAAACUGUGUCAGAAGAUUUUCCGGAGGAGCGUUCGGUCUCAUGCAUUUUUGAGUUGAGGAAAAGGCGAACGGAGAAAAUUGGAAUUGGAGUGGUGUUUAACUCGGAAUUUCCUGUGGAGGAACUAGAGCUUAGUGAGGAUAUUUGUCAGGAGGAGUUCAAUGAGGCGGUUGAUAUGGCUUGCAGUUAUACGCCUUUGUCAAAAUCUUCUCUUGUUGUUUCUUUGACAGGUGAGGGCAAGUAUUUGGAUUUGGAAUUCGCAAUGAAGGAGGGAAUAGAGUUUUCGGAAGCUUUUGUUGUUACGGAGCUUGUCCGGUCAGUUUGUGUGAAGAACAUUUUGGGUGCAGUUAUCAAUAGGCUCUAUGUUCCAGUGGGAGACGAAGGACGAGCAUCUCCCUCUUGUGUCCUGGUUGACUUGGAUAUUGAAGCUGGGGAAGAGCUGUCUAAGACAGAUGCAGUUGUUGACGUUUUUUCGACAGACUUUGCGGAAAUAGAGUUUGUUACUGGAGAGGCUUUCGACGAGUGCUUAGACGUUGAAGUUUCGAUGUUAUCUGUAGAAGAGGAAGAAUCCGUUGAGGUUGCGGGGACUGUAUUUUGCUCAGAAGAUGGGUACAAAACUGUUAUAGGGAAGUAA
Molecule: messenger RNA, 1044 nt
Organism: Enterobius vermicularis (human pinworm)
Lineage: Eukaryota; Metazoa; Nematoda; Chromadorea; Rhabditida; Oxyuridae
Source: the annotation of a GenBank genome assembly